Messenger RNA from Paramecium tetraurelia, 852 nucleotides. RefSeq lists its product as uncharacterized. Lineage: Eukaryota; Ciliophora; Oligohymenophorea; Peniculida; Parameciidae. The transcript has a single exon. The record is from RefSeq and is a predicted model, not a curated record.
AUGUCCAGCAAUUAUGAAAAAAGUGGAAUUCGGUAAUAUCACGGAUGGCUUACAAAGACAAGGCUCGGAAAGAGAAUUGAUGAAGCAAAAGCACAAUAAUAACGAUGGGUCUUAGGAAAGGACGAAGCUAAAGUAAAAUCAUAUGUGAAUACUAGAAUGUUAAAUCAAAGACUGUAAACGCAGAGUAAUGAAAAUCCUAUAAGAACAGACUUGUCUACUGCAGAGGGAUUGCAACUAUAGGAGAAUAAAUCGGAUGAUAAAAAAUAAAAAUUUGACAAAUUAAAAAGGUAACCACCAACCUUCUUUGAAAAGAUUCCCAAGGAUCCAAUCACAUUGAUGAAUUCAACUAGAAAAAAUAAAUACAUCUAAAUAAAUAUAUUAGCGAAAUCAAAAUAAGCAGUAAAAGAUCAUAUAGUAAAUCACAAUUUACAACAGCAAUCUCCAGCAUAGGAUUCUGCUGUUAGAGAACUUUUGGAUAGUUUCCAGACUUAAUUCAAUUUUAGGACUGCUAUAGAUGCCAAAAAGAAGAGACAGGUAGAAGAUCUCAAAGCAAAAUAUCUUAAGACAUUUUUCAUAAAAAAUAUCCCCACCAGGGACAAAGUUGUUUACAAGUACUAUGGGGAAAACCAAUUUAAUUGUUUCACAAAUAGGGAUGAACAGUAUAAAUUGUUUAGGAGUUAAAUGAAAAAUGAGUGUUCUCAAAAACCAUUUACCUAAUCGUUUUAGACUCAAACUCAAACAUUUUGUAAUGAAAGUAAUGGCUGCACUGGAUAUUGUUAGUAUCUUAAGGAACUAUACAAGAAGAAUCAUUAGAGUCUUAAAAAUUUGUCCGAACUAACCUCCUCGAAUUGA